AUGCCGCCGCCACCAAACCUCCCAACACUACCACCACCGCCACCGUUCUUUUGGGGCAAAACCCCGGAAGACGAAUACUACAAAUCACAAGGUGUACGUAACUCGAAAUCCUACUUCCAAACUCCUUAUGCCAAAAUCUUCACUCAAUCAUGGCAUCCUUUAGACGAAACCCAACCCCUUAAAGCCGUGGUCUUCAUGACCCACGGAUACGCUUCUGACUCUAGCUGGUGUUUCCAAAAUAUAUGUAUUGCUUAUGCCAAAUGGGGAUAUGCCGUCUAUGCGGCUGACCUUAUUGGUCAUGGCCGCACAGACGGACUCCAUGGAUAUAUAGGUGACAUGGACAAAGCCGCUGCCACAUCAUUAUCCUUUUUUAUUAAGGUUCGCGAGAGCGAACAAUAUCGUGAUCUCCCGGCAUUCCUUUUAGGGGAAUCUAUGGGGGCACUAAUUACUAUGCUCAUGUUCUUCCAAUCUUAUGUUGACACAUGGACUGGGUUGAUCUUUUUGUCCCCACUGUUUGUCACACCUCCAGACAUGACUCCUUCUAAGCUACAUUUGAUAAUAUACGGGUUAUUGUACGGACUGGCGGACACGUGGGCUGUAAUGCCAAAUCCUCCAAUGGUGACCAAGGCAGUAAGGGAUAUGGAGAAGUUAAAGAUACUAGCAGUGAACCCAAAACUAUACACGGGAAAGCCGAGGGUAGGGACAAUGAGAGAGGUGGUAAGAGUGACAGCUUACGUGAGGAAAAACUUUGAUAAGGUCAGGGUGCCGUUUUUUACAGCACACGGGCUAGCAGAUGGGCUGGCAUCUCACACAGGGUCUGAGAUGUUGUAUGACAAAGCCGGUACUCCAGAGGAGGACAAAGCGUUGAAGUUAUAUGAAGGAAUGUAUCACUCAUUAAUCAAUGGGGAACCUGAUGAAUGUGUUGAUCUGGUGCUUGCAGAUAUGAAAGCUUGGAUAGACGAGAUGGCUCAAAAGUAUGGUCCUAUAGUAUUCGCAAAAAAUCACCUGAAUCUUGAUCAAAUUUUCAAUACUCCGAAUUAAAGUUACAGUGUAAAUGUAGGUAUCAUUGAUUGCAUCGUGAUUGGGAAGACAUUUGAUCAAAGUGUUUCCCAAGUUCUUGUAAUAAACCUUUGGGGAAAAUGAAAUGGGUUGUUUAAUCAAUCAAUGUUCCUGAAGAUAUUAUUCCAUGAACAUUUCUUGAUCCCGUGUGGUUUCCAUGACCCACGGAUACACACAAAUUAACGAGACCACCUGGUUUUCACGAA
Molecule: messenger RNA, 1265 nt
Organism: Erigeron canadensis
Lineage: Eukaryota; Viridiplantae; Streptophyta; Magnoliopsida; Asterales; Asteraceae
Product: caffeoylshikimate esterase-like
Exons: 2
Coding region: 1-1041 (346 amino acids)
Cellular component (GO): membrane
Molecular function (GO): lipase activity
Source: RefSeq, a predicted model, not a curated record